Penicillium subrubescens is the source of this 1815-nucleotide messenger RNA. RefSeq lists its product as uncharacterized. Gene Ontology annotation, biological process: spindle assembly. Gene Ontology annotation, cellular component: mitotic spindle microtubule; HAUS complex. The record is from RefSeq and is a predicted model, not a curated record. Lineage: Eukaryota; Fungi; Ascomycota; Eurotiomycetes; Eurotiales; Aspergillaceae. Gene Ontology annotation, molecular function: microtubule binding. The transcript has 2 exons. Bases 1 to 1815 code for a protein of 604 amino acids.
AUGGCUGCCUCGAGGCCCGCACGGCCAAAGCCCCUGGACUGGUCGGGCCCAUCUCAUCUGGCAAUCUUCAUCCGCAAUCUGAAGCUUCUUCAUCUGGAUCAGCGCGAUGAUUGGCCCGGUAUCACCAUUCGCGCGUUGUCCCCGUCGUCGCAGAACCAGCGCCAGCGAAUUCGCCUGAUAGAAUGGUCAUUAUACUAUCUGUUUACGAUAUGGGACCCUGAAGUAGCUCAAAAUAAACUCCGUCCCUUUUUCCCUCCGCUGGAACCCCUACAAUCCGUCAACCUCCGUGCAGCUCUCUUCCGAUCUCUUACCGAAUUGAAAAAAAAUGGCGAUCUCGGACGAGAAACAAUCCUUCGAAAGACAAUGCUGGACGACUGCAAAGGCGAGAAAUUUGAUGAAUUGCUUGCGGUGUUCUCCACGGCCGUCCUACGGAAGUUGGUGGCUGCAUCGGCAUCUGAAAUGAUCUGGAAUCCUGCCAUGACACUGUCUACCGCCUCCUCAAUUUCUCCAAGGGACUAUCAAUACCUCAUACCGUUGAUUCUUGCUCACCAGGUCUCCCUCAAUGCGACGGGUGCUCGCCGCUCACGUGUACAGGAGACGUACGAGCAGUUUUCGCAUCUGCUUGAUGAUAAGAAAGUCGAGCUUACAGAUCGAGCCAGCAAUCUGUCCACGCAAGAUAAAGAUCAGCCACGGACUGAUUUAGACGGAUUAACACAGGAGCUUCAAACCAAUUGGCUGGGCAGCGAGGAAUGGGCUACUGCUAUUCUGAAUGGCGGAUCGCACAGCAGCACCGACGGUUUUCUGGAGCUUCCUUUCUCCAAGGCCUGGAAGCAAGCUACGGAAUCGACGGUGAACGGUCUCGGCGGUGGAGUCAAAUCGGAUCUGGUGGUGGAUCUAGAGGCUCGAGUACUGCGGCUACGAGGUCGGCUGCGCAGGUGGCAUGAAUACAGUGACUCUCUUCGCGAAGAACGCGACAGGAGCUACGAUGCAAAUAGUUCCGCUCGUCAUGAAUCCCGCCUAGCGUUCCGAGAUCAUCAGUCAUUGACGGUGGCGAGUAUAUCAAAGGCGGUCCGAGAAUCAGCAGACCGCGGGAGAACCCUGAACGAAGCGGACCGGUCAUUCAUGUCGAGUGUGAAUGAGGCCAUCAUACGUGUGAACGGCAAGUCUCAUAUUGAAAGAACUCAGCCGUUGUCGGUGGCCUUUUCGGAGAGGGAUUCAACACCAGCCUCGGUGGUGAACGAGCCUCAACCGAUACGAUUAUCAAGAUUGGAGGAUACGCAACCUUCUAUACCUUCAACGCGCAAUUCUCCAGAACUACCAAUCGAGCCGCCGGAGCCCCUCCAUUCCUCACCUCCAAUUGUCCGACUUCCCCCCGACCCCCACUCCGAGUCAGAUGAGGAACCUGACCCAGAGCCUCUCAAGCCCUCAACAUCAACAUCAAGCUACACCCUCGUCGAACGCACCCGCAAAUCAAUGUCCCUUAUCCCACCCCUCCCAACCCAUGAAUCCCAACAUCCCCCCAAACGCCGAGGCCCACACUCUUCAUUCCCAGUAAACCAAUUCGAAACCCCACGCAAGUCCUCGCGUCCAAAGAUCACCCGUUCUUCUACACCGCAGGAUAAACUCUUUGAAGAAGACGCCGAUUAUGCGAGUGUCUUUAAAUCACGGCCUCGUAUUGCACUUAGUCCGAUCUCAUCGCCGGCUGUGCAUUUUAGUCCGUCGAUGGAUGAAGAUGAGAGCUUUGAUUUGGAGUAUGAUGAGGCGGGCUUGAGGGACAUGGAUUCGCCGUCGGGGACUUCUCGGUUUCGGGGGUGA